CUAUGUAUAAUAUUAUUUUAUGAAAGAUUGUAUGGUAAAAAAUAAGAGUGAGAAGAAAAAAUUAUUAAAAGAACAAAGGGGCCAAACGAGGACUUAGUUUCUUUCAUUAUUGUAUUAUGUGUAUUCUUGUUUUAAAUAUAUGUUUUUGUCGAAUCUAACUACUUGUACAAAUUUGUGACUAAACAAUUUCUCUUGUUCAGAUUUUUUUAUCAUUUUCUUCAGCUCUUAUAGAAACUCGAAAUCAGAAUAUGUAAAUUAUAGUUAUAAAAUGCCAAUUAAUCAUUACAUUUUACCUAUUAAAUCUGUCAAAAUCUUGUGUUGACAAUCCAAUCAACUAAGACCCCUAUGUGUUUAAAUUAGAUUCUCAACACAAGAUUUUUAAAGGUUUACUACGUAAAACUUAAUGGUGAAUCUGCAUUUUAUGAAUCUUAUUUUCAUAUUCUGAUGGUUCAUGUGUUCAAUGCAAUUGUUCGUCAGAAAUACAUCAAACUUCUACCAUUUUUCAUAGAUGACAUUGAUGUUAUAAUAAAACUUCAUAUGAGAUGAACCAAUCCAUUCAUUUCCAACAGUAGGACAAAUAAACACUGCAUAUGAGCUGAAAAACUAUGAUGAGCAGUAUAUAAAAGGUUUGUAACCAUACAAACGUAUUACAAUUAUCACUUUCACCUUCCAACACUUCAGAAAUCCAAACUUCAAUUUGCUGCUGAUAUAAAAAAUGGUUGCAACUUACAAGUUUAUCCCACAAAUUAUAUCAGAGAUAAACUAGUCUGCAAAGCUUAUCGUUGCAGGAAAGCAGGCACCAAAAACUGCACGUAACUCUACAACUUGAUAUCAAAAUCUUAUCUUCAUGGACUUGCAGGGUAACAAAGUUACAGCUACAAUGUAUGAUGCUAAUAUUACAGCCCUUAGUGAUCAGCUGACACUCGGAAAGACGUACAUAAUCUCAAAUGCAAUGGUUAAAAAUAACAUAAGUGAAUUUAAAAGUACAUCUGAAGAGAAGAUUUGGACUAUAACAGGAAGAACAAAGGUUGAAGAGCUUAAUGAGAAUAACUUGAACUUCUUGUUUUCGAAGUACGAGCUCACUCCGUUUCAUGCACUCGAACAUCAUAUGGACAAAAACACGAACAUAAAUAUUAUUGGUGUUGCUAUAGAGGUUAGCCAAAAAUGGAUCAUCCAAACUCAUUUUGGUACCCAAGCCAAUCUUUAAGAUAUCAUAUUGAUAGAUAAAAACUACCAGACAAUAAUGUUAACUCUUUGGGACACUUUUGUUGAACGAGAGUGCACUGCCAUUGUUCAAAACCUACCAACAAAACUUGUGAUAUGGGCCAUAAAUCUUAAAGCAUCUUCUUUCAAUGGCAUUACACUCUCGACUAAAGCCAAUAGCAAUAUCUUUAUUAAUGCUGAAUUGUUAGCUGUGACAGACUACAAAGAGUGGGUGCUAACAAACAAAGAAAAGCUUGACCAACUUAUAGAAAGGAAGCCAUUUGUUCCUAUCAGUCCACCAAAGCUAUCACCCCCUGCUGACAACAAAUACACAUCUAUUGCACUAUUACUAGGACUCUAUUUAGGGAGAAAAUUUUAUUGGAUCAAGGCCCAUUGGAAAAUUAUUACAAUGCAACAGAGAUUUUGGUAUAUGUCUUGUAGUAACUGUAAGAAAACAUCGACUGCAGACUUGGGACAAAUUCAUAAAUGUCGCUUCUGCAAGUACGAGCAUGCAAAAGCCGAACCCCGUGCAAAUGCUUUUGUUCGAUUUGAAGAUAAAACUGGACAAUUGGAUGCAAGUAUCAUCGGCAAGGCGACAGAAGCCUUAUUGGAAACUAAUGCCAACGUGAUAAUGGAACAUUACCAACAGAACCCAAAUACAGUGCUGAACAAUCUUACCCAAACCAGUAGUGAAAUAGAGUUGCUCUUUUAUCUGAAAGCCAUCCAAAAAAAAAAAGAUCCACCUGAGUAUCGUUAUGAAAUUAUCUUUAUCUUCAACCCUAUAACAUCAAGUGCUGAUGUGGAAUCCUCAAGUGCAAUGAUCGAAGUAAAUCCUUCAACUAUUGGCAGUGAUGUGAAGGAUUCAACUCAAAUGAACACCAGUUUAGACACAAAAGCCAAACACAAGGUACACAACACAAAUGCUGAACUUUCCACAAACAUGAAAGAAAUCACUGUACCUUCUGCAAAAAGACCUCUCUUCCAAAAACCAGAUGAAAAUAUUCAAAUGGAGUCAAAGGCAAAAAAAGAGAAUACCAAAGCCUAUGAGUCCGACGACCACACCAAUAUUAUCGCUUUGAAGAAAACACAUGAAUGAUAAAACAUUUACAUCACUUUUGUACCAGCGGGCAGUUGUUGUAUAGUAUACCCAAAAAAGCAACCUCAUUUGCCUAUGUAAAGGAGCUUACCUCAGUCUGUAAUUAGAACUACACCAAGUAUCAAUAACUCUUGUCUUCCAAGUGAAUGGGUUGCUUUACUUAUUUUGAAUCUAUGUUCGUUCUAGAAUAUGCGAACACCAUCAAAUGCCAAUGAUAACUGCUUGCACAGUUGCUACUAAUGAUCUAUGGAACUUUUUGGUUACCGUUAUCAAA
This is a messenger RNA of Olea europaea var. sylvestris, 2573 nucleotides long. Its product is annotated as replication protein A 70 kDa DNA-binding subunit D-like. Bases 1244 to 2299 code for a protein of 351 amino acids. The transcript is spliced from 12 exons. NCBI's taxonomy places the organism in Eukaryota, Viridiplantae, Streptophyta, Magnoliopsida, Lamiales, Oleaceae. The record is from RefSeq and is a predicted model, not a curated record.